GGCAACGGCGACCACAACACGCCUCGAUGAGCUUGUGGACGGGGAUAGGUCGCCAGCGUUCCCACAGCAAUCGUCAGGUCGACCUGCGCCGGGCGGGAGAAAAGGAGGAGCGCGCACUGCAAAACGGAUCGACUUCCUAGAGGCCGGGAGGGUGUCGUCGGCACCGUCGCACGCAGCGGUGGCGAACCCCGCAGCCCCAUUGAACGCUUUCGUGAAGCGCCUGCAGAGGCUGGAGUCGAAGAGCUACGCGGAAUGGUGUCGCCAGGGCGGGUACGCAUAAUAAGCGGGGCAACUGAGUGCGGGAAGAAUUUUAAGUGUGGGAGGCUGGAAUGCUGUCAAUGACAGAGAGCCUAGCUGUGCUGUGUGGGUGAUGUUUUUCGUGCUUUCGCUGGAAUAAGGCGCGUGAAAUGGGGGCGUCGAUGAACACUCUCAGGCUUGGAAAGGGGUGGACACGGACUUCUAGCUUCUUGAGGCUAGUUGUUAGCAUUAGCAUUGUUUUUCUUUUCAUUGCUUCAGUGCUUGGUAUCGGUAUUUGCGGCUCGGCUUCCGUCGAGUGAUUGGGAGAAAUGUGCUCCGGUAUUCUUUUCUUCGGGGGGGGGGGGGGGGGGGCG
This is a messenger RNA of Ectocarpus sp. CCAP 1310/34, 611 nucleotides long. The record is from the annotation of a GenBank genome assembly. Lineage: Eukaryota; Phaeophyceae; Ectocarpales; Ectocarpaceae.